AUGAGUAACGAUACAGACAUUGACGAAGAUGUUAUUCUUAUAUGGCUGCAAUCUGGCCAUAGAGAAGCAAUGAAUAUACUGGAACCAUCUUCUAUUGGAAUACGUGUCUAUGAAUUCGACGACGCUGAUGAAUUUAUGCAACAUUUAAUAUCGUUGUCUGCAGCACACAUAGUUAUCUUUGUAUGGCUUGGGCGCGGUUGGAAUCACCUCAUUGAUGUUUUACAUGACUGCGAACAAGUUAACUACAUAUAUCUUAGCGAGCCAUCUGAACAAAAAUGUGUACACAAGGUCCGUGGAAUAUACACCGACGUGGCGGGAUUACUCCAACAAGUUUUAACUGAUGCACGUGCCUGUCAACUAAAUCAGUCAACUCAUCUGGAUGUAUUCGACAGUUUGGAGACGCCCAUCAUGGAAAAUCAAAAGGGAAGUGUUGCUCGUUCCAUGUGGUCGCAAACACUUUUGCAAGGCCUACUUCGUAUGCCGCGUCCGACUGCUGAUGCGCACCGAGAAAUGCUUGACGAAGCACGUCGCUUUUACCGAAACAAUCCAGCUCAGAUUGCCCAGAUUGAUAAUUUCCAACAAAAUUAUCGAGCUGGUGACGCUAUCCGCUGACUUGCCGAUUUCUGCAGUCAGACUGGUGAUGAGGAGAAAGCAAGACAAAUAAUAAAACUUCUUAAACCAGAUGCCCAGGAGAGUUCGAGAGAGAUUUAUCAUGCUAUGUUUCGUCUCACAGAUGCAAAACAACAUUCAAACAAGUUAGCUGAUCUUAUUCCUUAUUUUAUGAAUGUCAUGACAGAAACUUCACAGUCACUGCAAGAUCUCAAACGUGUUCCACAUGCAUCCAAUGACCUACGGUGUGUGCUCUCUUCGCUGCAAGAGCAUAUCACAACUUUUACAUCGACAAUAAGUUCAGAAAACGAUAUGAAAGAACUUGAAAGAGUACCUGAAAUAGCUACAUCAUUAAUGUCUUGGUUCGAGGAAAUCUCACCUUCACUACCAAUACCUCGCUCACAUCCAGUGUUUACAAGACUUCAGCUGAUAAAAGGCGCACUUGAAAGUCAGCAAGGUAGACAUGAGCAAGCGUUGAGUGUUUUCGAAGCAUAUCUCACUUCUUCUACUAGCUCCCUCCUGAGCCACGACAACUUGAUCGAGAAAUCGACUCUGAUCCAGAUGGCCGAAAGUGCCGCCGCCCUCGGUAACGAAGAACGCUCACGAGAAAUCCUAGAAACUGUACUGACGUCGACAGAACCUCAAGCAAGUACACUUCAAGAACUGGCUAGAUAUUAUCAAAGACGCGGCGACUUACCUAUGGCAAUUGCAUAUUAUCGCGCGGUGAUUGAAGACCGAAAACUACCCCCAAACUCAAUUGUAAUUGUGACUGCAUACUCUAUGAUCGGCUCGGCAUUCAUCGAACUCAAGAACAACAAUCUAGCAUUAUGGAACUAUCGUCAAGCUCGUGAUCUUUUACUGGAGCAUCAUCCGCCAACACAUCGAUUGUUGCCAGAAUUAGAAAAUUCAAUUCGUCUAUCGGAGCUUAAACUGCAAAUGGAGUCUCUUAUAGCAAUGCUUGAUCAAACGAAGUAG
Molecule: messenger RNA, 1584 nt
Organism: Adineta steineri
Lineage: Eukaryota; Metazoa; Rotifera; Eurotatoria; Adinetida; Adinetidae
Source: the annotation of a GenBank genome assembly